AUGUCUCAAACUGAUAGUACCAAAACCACAGGUUAGAAAAUUAAAACAUCGUUAAUAAGUUCUUUGAAAGAAACAUUUAAUUAAAUAAAAAAACCUUAUAGAUUCUACUUAUCUAAUGAAGAAUAAAUUAUUAAUGUCUUAAUAGAAUUACCUCCUGAAACUGAGCUUGUUGAUGCUAUCAAUCGAGUAUUACAAAUAGCUAGCAAGGAUAAUCCUCUUGAUUAAAAUCCAAGAAAUUAUGAAGUGUAUAUGGUAAAAAAAAAUGGAAAACCUAAAACUGAUUUUCCAUCUUAUUUAAUUGACUUAAAAAUUGAAGAAACACACAAUUAAAUCUUCUCUAUUGUUCAUAUGACAUAUUAAGAAAGAAAACAAAAAAGAAAAUCUACUUAUGAUUACAGUAACAACUACAGUCCAAUCAAAUAAAAAUAGUAAUAUAUUGAUGAAAUUAAAGAAGAAAAGAAUUGGUUUCUAAGAUUUUUAGGUUGUUGUUAAAAAUGA
Messenger RNA from Paramecium primaurelia, 498 nucleotides. Lineage: Eukaryota; Ciliophora; Oligohymenophorea; Peniculida; Parameciidae. The record is from the annotation of a GenBank genome assembly.